AUGAAGCUCCUCAACCUCUUCAGCGGGCUGCUUUGCGCCUCUUCUGCGCUUGCUUUCAAGAAGCCGACCAAGCCUACGCUUCCGAGGUCCAUUGUCGAGAGGCGCGCGGCCAACCAGCCCUUCUCUCACCCUGAGAUUCAGAAGCGCGCCUCCCAAUUUUUGACGGAGAAGACUAAGGCCUUCGCUGUCAAUGGCACUGGUAUUCCCGAAGUGCCCUUCGACAUUGGCGAAUCCUACGCUGGAUUGCUCCCCAUCUCCGACAGCCCCGACGAGACUCGCGAGCUUUUCUUCUGGUUCUUCCCCUCAUCAGCCGCGCAGACCCCUGAAGAGGUGGUUAUCUGGCUCAAUGGUGGACCAGGAUGUUCCUCUCUUUCCGGUUUCCUCACGGAGAACGGCCCAUUCACUUGGGAAGCGGGCACGCUUGCCCCCGUUCAGAACCCCUACUCAUGGACCAACUUGACCAACAUGCUGUGGGUCGAGCAGCCCGUCGGUGUUGGCUACUCCCAGGGAGUACCCAAUAUCACCGAUGAGGUCCAGCUUGCGACCGAGUUCCGCGGUUUCUACAAGAGCUUCAUCGACACCUUUGACCUCAAGACCUGGAAGACCUACAUCACUGGAGAGUCGUACGCCGGAUACUACGUCCCAUACAUUGCUGACGGUUUCAUUUCCGCCAACGAUACCGACUACUUUAACCUGGCCGGUAUCUCGAUCAACGACCCCAUCAUCGGCGACGAGACCAUUCAGCAGCAGGUUGUCAUCCUCCCCUACGUCGAGUUCUGGAACAACCUCUUCUACCUCAACGAGACCUUCAUGGAGCAAGUCCGCGACCGCCAGGACUCGUGCAACUACUCCUCCUACCUCGACACCUACUUCCAGUUCCCGCCGCCCCAGGAGCCCUUCCCCGUCCUGCCCGAUCCCUACAACAGCGAUGCCAUCAUCGAGGUCAACCCCUGCUUCAACAUCUACCACAUCACCGAGACCUGCCCGCACCCAUACUCCCAGCUCGGCAUCGUGAACAGCGGCGACUACACCCCGCCUGGGGCCGAGAUCUACUUCAACCGCACCGACGUCAAGAAGGCGCUCAACGCACCCCUCAACUCCAAUUGGCAGCAGUGCACCAACGUCAACGUUUUCGGAAACGGAACUCGUCGCGGCUCUGACCAGUCUAACGGCCCCGCCAUCACUGGUGCCCUGCAGCGCGUUAUCGAGUUCACCAACAACACCAUCAUCGGCUCUGGUGACCUCGACAUGCUUCUCAGCACCAACGGUACGCUUUUCGCGAUCCAGAACAUGACCUGGAACGGCGCGCAGGGUCUGUCGGAGUACCCCACUACGCCUCUCAUCGCUCCUUACCACCCCGAGUACAAUGCUGGCGCGCUUGCCGGCGCCGGUAUUCAGGGUGUGUGGACCGCCGAUCGUGGAUUGACCUUCUACACUGCUCGUCUUGCCGGCCAUGAGCUGCCCGGAUACACUCCUGGUGUCGCGUACCGCAUGCUCGAGAUUCUGCUCGGAAAGAUUGACAACUUCAGCAACACUGAUGACUUCACUACCCAGACUGGUAACUUUACCGGGAACGGUACCAUUUACAAGAGAAACCACUAG
Molecule: messenger RNA, 1602 nt
Organism: Colletotrichum tamarilloi
Lineage: Eukaryota; Fungi; Ascomycota; Sordariomycetes; Glomerellales; Glomerellaceae
Product: serine carboxypeptidase
Exons: 4
Coding region: 1-1602 (533 amino acids)
Biological process (GO): proteolysis
Molecular function (GO): serine-type carboxypeptidase activity
Source: RefSeq, a predicted model, not a curated record